AGUCACGUGACCUGACGGAGGAGGGGAGAACAGCAGCGAUGGAGAGAAGCUAAGGAAGGACUCUGCCCAGGGAGUUGGUUCCUCUUUACCCAGAGUGCUUGUGGAAUGGCAGCAGUUUGGCAGCAGGUUUUGGCCGUGGACGCAAGGUACAAUGCUUACCGCACGCCUACGUUCCCACAGUUCCGAACUCAGUACAUCCGCCGACGCAGCCAACUGCUCAGAGAGAACGCCAAGUGUGGCUUUGAGCCGGGGCUGCGCAGGCAGUACCUGAGGCUGCGCAGCCAGCUGCUGGCCCUGCGCUACGGGCCCCUGUCUGAGCAGAGCAGCUUCAGGGCCAGCAGUGUGCGCAGCUCCCGCACCACACUGGACCGCAUGGAGGACUUUGACGAGGACCCCCGUGCCCAAGGGGCUCGUGGUCACCGCCGGUCUGUCAGCAGAGGCUCCUACCAGCUGCAGGCCCAGAUGAACAGAGCCGUCUACGAUGAGAGGCCUCCGGGCAGCUUGGUGCCCACCUCAGUGGCAGAGGCCAGCCGUGCCAUGGCGGGAGAUACCACCUUGAGUGAAAAUUACGCUUUUGCUGGCAUGCACCACAUAUUUGACCAGCAUGUUGACUCUGCAGUUCCCCGUUUGCAGUUCGCCAACGACGACAAGCACCUCCUGGCCUGCUGCUCACUGGACGGCACCCUGUCCAUCAUGAUGCUGUCGCCGCCUCCCGCCAGCGUGAAGGUGACCCUGAAAGGUCACGCGGGUCCCGUCACCGACUUCGCCUGGUCUCUGAGCAACGACGUCAUCGUGUCGACGUCGCUGGACGGGACGCUGCGCAUCUGGAACACCGAGGACGGCCGCUGCAUCCGAGAAGUGAGAGACCCGGAGUCCAGCGAGCUGCUGUGCUGCACCUUCCAGCCCAUGAACAACAAUCUGACCGUGGUGGGGAACAGCAAGCACCACCUGCAGGUGGUGAACAUCUCCACCGGGAAGAAGGUGAAGGGGGGCUCCAGUAAGCUGACGGGCCGCGUGCUGUCGCUCUCCUUUGACGCUCCGGGGAGGAUCCUCUGGGCCGGGGACGACAGGGGGAGCAUCUUCUCCUUCCUCUUCGACAUGGCCACGGGGAAGCUAACCAAAGCCAAGCGCCUGGUGGUGAGCGAGGGCAGCUCCAUCUGCAGCAUAUCUGCUCGGUCGUGGAUCAGCCGAGAGGCCAGGGACCCCUCCCUGCUGGUCAACGCCUGCGUCAAUAAGCUGCUGCUGUACAGGGUGGUGGAUAAUGAAGGAACACUUCAGCUGAAGAGAAGCUUCCCCAUCCAGCACGGCUCCCAGCUCGUUCACAGCAUCUUCUGCCCCCUCAUGUCCUUCAGACAGGGAGCCUGUGUGGUGACCGGCAGCGAGGACGCCUGCGUCUACUUCUUCGACGUGGAACGCAACACCAAGGCGAUCGUGAACAAGCUGCAGGGCCACGGCGGGCCGGUCCUGGACGUGAGCUUCAACUGCGACGAGAGCCUGCUGGCGUCCGCCGACUCCACCGGCAUGGUCAUCAUCUGGAGACGGGAGCAGAAGUGACCGGUCCGCGAAGAAACUUGCUUCCAUCCGCCGCGUUUGAGAAAAAAAAAAAAAAGAAAAAGAAAAAUGGCCGCUGCUCUUCCUUAAAACCGUCCAAUAACACGUCUGUUGAUCUUUCACCGGAAUGUCGGAGGCUGCGUCAGAUGUUUAAUGUAAAGAUACUCGAGUGCAAUCUGGUCGAACACCAUGCUGUGUAGGUGGCGGGUAGGUUUUAGAAAUUCAACAGAGAGAGCGGUGGGGUGCGAGUGGUGUGUGUUUCAGUACUGCAGAUCUCAAUAAAGACGGAAAGAAAGAGAGAGAGAGAGGAAGAGAAAGAGAGCACUACAACCAUGCAUGUGUCAUGGCUUACCUCCAACCUGUGUGGAUGUGACUGAAUCCAUGUGAAGAGGAUGCAACAUAAUCUUCCAGAAAAAGAAGAAGAAGAAAAAAGAAAAAGAAACGGUUGUAUCACACUGACGGUCCCUCUGGCGUAGAUCUAGCUCACUAUUUAUGUAACUGUUAUUCAAGCAGUGUAAUCAAGUGUAGU
Salarias fasciatus (jewelled blenny) is the source of this 2080-nucleotide messenger RNA. It is a transcript of the gene wdr13, whose product is annotated as WD repeat domain 13. Gene Ontology annotation, molecular function: protein binding; promoter-specific chromatin binding. Lineage: Eukaryota; Metazoa; Chordata; Actinopteri; Blenniiformes; Blenniidae. The coding region runs from base 106 to 1554 and encodes 482 amino acids. The record is from RefSeq and is a predicted model, not a curated record. The transcript is spliced from 10 exons. Gene Ontology annotation, cellular component: nucleus.